This is a messenger RNA of Ctenocephalides felis (cat flea), 758 nucleotides long. It is a transcript of the gene Arpc3A, whose product is annotated as actin-related protein 2/3 complex subunit 3. The transcript is spliced from 5 exons. The record is from RefSeq and is a predicted model, not a curated record. Bases 137 to 670 code for a protein of 177 amino acids. Lineage: Eukaryota; Metazoa; Arthropoda; Insecta; Siphonaptera; Pulicidae. Gene Ontology annotation, molecular function: actin filament binding. Gene Ontology annotation, cellular component: cytoskeleton; Arp2/3 protein complex. Gene Ontology annotation, biological process: Arp2/3 complex-mediated actin nucleation; regulation of actin filament polymerization.
CAACAUUAGUCAACUGUAUCUUUAAUGAGUGUUACUAAUUAUAUUUGAAUUGAUGAAAGUGUGAAUUAAAUCUGUAUCCAUAUUAUUGUUUUAAGUAUUAGUUUUAUUCCUACGUAAUAUUUUAUUUAUUUUUAAAAUGCCUGCGUACCAUACUGUGAUUAAAGACUUCAAUCAAUCUUAUGGCAAUAUAGCAGUUUUACCUCUGCGGACUCAGUGCAGGGGUCCUGCUCCAGUUACAAAUGCUGAACAUGACAUUAUAGAUGAUGCCAUAUAUUAUUUCAAAGCCAAUGUCUUUUUUAGGACUUACGAAAUUAAGUCUGACGUAGACAGAAUCUUUAUUUACAUUACUUUGUACAUAACGGAGUGUUUGAAAAAAUUGCAAAAAUGUGCAAAUAAAGCACAAGGACAGCAAGACAUGUAUAGCUUAGCUAUAGGAAGGUUUGAUUUACCCGGAGAUGCAGGUUUUCCUUUAAAUUCUGUAUAUGCUAAACCCAGUAAUGCAGCAGAAGCAGAUUCCAUGAAGCAAUAUUUACAGCAAAUUAGACAAGAAACUGGGGCUCGGAUUUGUGAGAAGGUGUUUGCUACAGAAGACGGUAAACCAAGCAAGUGGUGGCUGUGCUUUGGUAAAAAGAAGUUCAUGGAUAAGUCACUUUCUGGCCCAGGACAAUAAUUGUGAAAAUGAAUUUAGUUAUAAUUUUUUUAAUAUAACAUUUUCAGAUAAAAUAUAUAAAAAGGAACAUUACAUUAUAAUGAGAAGU